GGGCCGGUGAGGAUGGAGCGAUAGGGGGCGGCCGCGGGCCGGCAGAGUAGCGCUGGAGGUUCCAGCAAGGCUUCCGCCUACUCCCGCAGGGCCAGAGCUCGCUGUCCCCGUGCGAGAGCCUGAGCUUGGCUGCUCUUCGGCCCGCCCGCUAGGUCCAAGUACCCCAGUUUGGGGAGCCCUAGGGAACUACAGGUCCCAGCGUGCCCCGCGCCCCGCGCAUGCUCUAGUCCCCGCCCCCGGCAGGUCCCGGCUCCAUCUGGAACACAGGUGUCCGGGUCACAGCUGGAGAGGUGCUGCUUUGACCUCGUCGUGUCCAUCCCAAACGUUUUACCGAUGCCCCCCGGAGGGCAGAGCGGCCCGGACCCUGGCCUGACAGGCUGAGGCCCAGGUGACAGACCACUGCAUCCCACCUCCGUCGGUAUUGCAUUCAGGAUGUCGGGACGCCGGGGGGUCCAAAGAGGGUCUGUGACUUGUCCAAAGUCACACAGCCUCCGCUGCCUGAGGGCCGUCGAGGUGGUGCGGGGGGCGAGUGGGGAGCGGCUAGGAGGCUGACCGUAGAGCGGAGGAGGCACAUAAGAAGGAGGGAAAGUGGGGAAUCCAGUGGCAUUCAUCUUCCUGCGUCGGGCAGGCAGCGCACUCCUGCAGCCUCCGGUUUUCGUCUCUGGACAAUGGGAUGACGGUUCUUGCUUCCUCCGCAGAUGGUGGGGGUACCAGUGAUGAUAGCUGCAAGGGGCGGGGGUGGGGUCAGAAAGGUCCCCCCCCUCAAUGUCACACCCAUAAAGCUCACACAUCCAAGUGCAGACCCAGUCCUAGGAAUUUGGGAAGGUACAGGGCAGGAGGUGCAUACACAGUGAGAGAGCCACUAUUGAUUGAGGUAGGUGGUGUCUUUAUCCCCAAUUUACACCAGAAUAAACUGAGGUUCACAGAGGGACUUCUUCAAGGUCACAGAGCUAAUGAGGCAGAGCCAGGGUUCAAGCCCAGGCAGGCUGGCUUCAGAGGGUCCAUAUUUAACCAUGAAUGUUCUCCUGCUGCCCUAUGGGAUUAUGUGCUGGGCACAUACUAACCCAUCGCCAUCCAGUCUAUUCCGAUUCAUAACAACCCUAUAGGACAGUAGAACUGCCCCAUAGGGUUUCCAAGGAGCCGCUGGUGAAUUCGAACUGCUGAACUUUUGAUUAGCAGCCGAGCUCUUAACCACUGUGCCACCAGGACUCCAGGACAUAUACUAAGUGCUCAGUAAGUCAUCUGUCACUAGUGUUAGCAUUGUGCCACUUUUACAGAUGAAAAAGAAGCCAUGUAACUUACCCAAAGUCUCAAGGCUAGAGCUAGAGAGCUGUGGACCUGAGCUCAGACCUCUACCAAUACCCUCCCCUCCCCCACCUGCACAAACAGUCACUUCUCCUUAGGGGAGGCAAACCUUGGGUCUCAGGUGUGAGGGCAGAUUGUUCAGGCCUGCCCUGAGCAGAGAAGAUUUGGCAAGGUCCUGGCAAUCCCCACCCUGAUGUGUGAGGCUCAGGUCCAGAGUCUGAUGCUCUGUGGUAUCUGGGAGAUCUGAUACCUGAUCCAGCUCUACCAGGCUGUGUUGCGUGUCACUGGGUGGUACCUCAACGUCUCUGUUCCACCAAUUCUGCCCUGGGAAGGCUACUGGGCCCUGCCUCUUUGGAGAAGGGUUUGAGGAGCCUGGGAAGAAAGGAGCAGGGUACUUUCUGACCCUAAGGGAGGGAGGCAGCCUGCUAGUUGUCUAAGGCUCUUGGACAGGUGGGAAACUGGCAGGGCAGGGCCCAAGCAGGAAAUGACGGCCCCGCCCUCCUCUUCCUGCCCAAGCCUGCUGGAGCUAGCUCUCUCCCAUCAGCAAGAGAAGCCUGAGGGAGAAAGCUGGAAUGUAGUAGCAUCAAGUGCUUUGCUCUGGGAGGAACCAGGUCUCCAGUGCCCCUCUGCCGCUUAUCCACCCUGGGUGAUCUUGAGCUACCCAUUAAUCCCUGAGCCUCAGUGGUCUCUUGCCCUGGGGACAUUUGUGCUUUUGAUUAUUGAGCAACCCAUGGGGACCCUGUGUUGACAUUGCAUGAACUCAGCUUAAUUUGAGAUUAGAGUGUGAUCCUAGGUUUGCCUUUGAUGGCUUCAUGAGACAGAGUGAGUCAUAUCCUCUCACCAGGGUUUCCUCCUGUGUACAAUGAGGCAAACAAACACUGCUCCCUAGCUCUUAGGCCACUGCAACGACGAGGGAGGGAUAGAUCAGGAGGAGACUUGCCCGGCCUUGCUGGGUAUCCUAGCACCCCCACUUCUCCACUACCCUCAUGGCAGAUGCCAGGGCAAGCCCCACCCCCCCCCAAACUGGGCCACACUUCCUCGUUCUGGGGUGUGAGAAGGAACUUCUUGAGCUGCUUUCCUCAUCUGUCAAAUGAGGGUAAACAGGACCUGCCUUUAAGGAGGAGACAGGAAAUGGAACUGGGCACACAGUAGGUGUGCAGGCCAUGGUCCCACAUUUGAGCUCCAAAGCAUAAGACUCCGUGAUGAACCUGAAGGGGAAUUUCACAGAAAACUCCAGAUUUCUGGCUUCUCUUGAGAAUUUACAAAGUUUUGUAAAACUUGGCCCCUCCCACUUGUCACAGUGGCCAGCAGGGGAGUGAUUUUAUAUGUGCCCAGGAAGGCUUUUCAGGUAGGGGAUAUGGGCUCUUGGGCUCUGGCACUGGGGGAGUCCUGAAGGACUGUGGGGAUUGAUUGGGGCCUCUCAGAAGUCAUGGCUGCAGACAAGUGAGUGAGAGGGUCAUCCUUGAAAGAAGGCAGGCAGGGUGGGGCAAGAGACACACCCUCAGCCCCUUCCUUGGGCAUUUACCACCCAGUCCUAACCAGGCUCUGGAUCGGACUUUGAGGGCACCACAGGGCUAAGGGGAGCAGUCACUAGCUUUCUGUUGUUGCUGAGGCAAUGUGAUAUUGUCCAGCAGUGUAUGGAGGCAGCCCAGAGCAGGCUGACUACCAAAGGACAGGUCAAGGAAGGCUCAGAGAGGGUGGCCUUUGAGUUGAGCCCCAAAGGUUGAAAGGAUUUUGCCACAGGUGAGAAGGGAGUGUUGAGGACGUUUUAGCGCAGAGAGAAUAACGCAGUCAGAGGCUUGGAGACAUAAAAAGGCAUGACGGUAUUGUGGCUGAAGAGUUGCAGGGGAUGGAGGUGAGGGGGAUUGGUAAGGUAUUCUUACUUGGGCAAGCCACUUCAGGCCUCAGAUCCUCAUAUAUAAAAUGAGACUGGGUAACCCCUAUGGUAAGGAGCCCUGGUGGCACAGUGGUUAAGUGCUCAACUGCUAACCAAAAGGUCUGCUCUUCGAGCCCACCAGCUGCUCCGUGGGAGAAAGAUGGGGCAGUCAGCUUCCAUAGAGAUUACAGCGUUAGAAACCUUAUGAGGUAGUUGUACUCUGCCCUAUAAGGUCACCAUGAGUCAGAAUUGACUCAGUGACUGUGGGUAACCCCUAUGGUGCCUACCUCCCAGUAAUGGUGCACUUAAAACUGCCAAGGCCCCUCAGGCCAGGAGGGGAUUCUUGAGUGAGACACAGUGAUUAUGACAGGGCUGUGUGCAAAUUCAGUGACCUGGGGUAAAGGUCAGGGCAUCUAGCCCUGAACUCAGAGAUAGGGGAGUUCAGUGCAAGUUGGAGACAUCAUGCACAGCUUCCUAUAAGAGGUGAAAUGGGAGCAGACCCUCAAAGGGUAGAGAAGAGGAAUGGAUUGGUAGAAAGGAAGCGAGCAGGUAUCCCAGGCAGGCAGGGAAGCCCCAAAGGAACACCACCAUGGCUGGGGGAGAGGGAGAAGGGGAGGGAAGCCUGAAAGGUUGUGUGUGUGUGGGCGGGUGUUUGUGAAGUGCAGCCCCAAAGGCAGGCUCUAUUCCUAAACAGGCAGGCAAGAGUUGGGCCUACAAAUGUAGGUACCUUCGGAAUGUGGGAAGAGUGAUUAAUUCAGGGCUUCGAAAUGGUUCAGUCACGGCUGACAACCAGAACAGGCCGGAAUUUUUACAAUUUGGGUGAUCUGAAAUGGGGAAAAUUACAGGUCGAAACCCUGGAAUGAGAGACUCAGGAGAGGCACAGUGAGUCCUUUCAGGAGCCUGGUGCAUAAGACUGAAUUGUUGGCAGGACUGUGGAGAGCGACACACAUUCAAAGCAGCGCUGUCAGCUGCCAUCUUUGAGCACGGCACCGCUGUACCAAUUGUGCUUAAAAUCCCAAGGGCAAGAGAUUUGGCUGCUAUGCAAUGAGUACGCUGCCCUUAUUUUCUAAGAGGGAGAUUAGGUUUGUAGGAAGGCUUCGACGUGUAAUUAUUCCCAUUCCGGUUACUGUUGCAGUUCACCCAAAUUGGAAAAAUUCAAGUCUAUUCCUUGGCCAUGAUUGAACCAGGAAGAAUCAGUUGGAAGCCUUGGUUUAAUUGUUUUUACCUGGUGGGGUUAAAUAAAAGGUUGGAAAGGACAUAGGAAGUGAAGGGAAAAUUGAUGAUAAGGAGACAGAGGAGGGCUUCCCCCUAUACACCAUUUGUCCUCAUUCACACAGAGUUUUAACUGUGAUGGAUACAGUUUGGCAUUCAUCCCAGGUAGCAUCUGUGGCACUGGAUCCCAUGUUGCUUAGAGAUCUGCAAACAGCCCAUUAGAUACCAUCUUCAGUGACUGUUGCUGGUGGUACAUCCACAGUGAUACUGAUUGUUGCCAGUCUAAACGACACUGUGAUAAGCAUGUCUGUUCCCUAAAGUUCCUUCUGGAUUGUUUCUAUUGGACAGCUUUCCUAGAGGUAGUUUUCAACUAAAAAUUUCGGUAGGUUAUACUGUACAGGGUUGUUUAAAAAAAAAAGAACAAAUGUAUAAAAGCAUAUACAAUAAAAAAAUCUAUCGUUCUAACCCAGUUUUCCCUUCCAGUUCUCCCUGGGGACACCUGUUAACAAGUAUCCUGUAUACCCUUCCAGAAAUACUCUGUCCAUGUUGUAUAUAUCCGAUUUAAAAAAAAAUUUUUUUUGAUACAUACUGUUACACCCUGUUCAGCAUCUUGUAUUCAAUUUUUACUUUUAAGUUUGGGGUUAUGAAAUAUAUCAAAGUAUAUAGAAAAUGACAAGUGUUGGUGGUGCAGUGGUUAAGAGCUCGGGCCGCUAACCAAAAGGUCAGCAGUUCCAAAUCUACCAGCCGGCUCCCUGGGAACCCUAUGAAGCAGUUCUGUCGUAUAGGGUCGCUGUAAGUCGGAAUCGACUUGAUGGGAGCGAGUUUUUGGGUUUUAUAGACAAUGACACCCCCCACCCCAGUAGCCCACCACGGAGGUUUAACAAAUGUUAAUAUGUUGUGGUGGGCCUUGGAGGUAGCCGUAUGUCAUGCCGCUCCAGCUGCCUCUUUGUGGUGGCUGCAGAGAUAAAGCCCGUUAUUAAUCAUAUGAGUGCAUCACUCUUUACUAGUCUGCCCCCAGCUCCUGGAUAUUUAGGAUAUUACUGAUUUUUUGCUUAUAUGAUCAAUGUGGCGGUAAUACAGCAGUUUAUAUAAUGUCUGCCCGGGGAAUCAUCGAGGCACAGGGGAACUAGGCUUGGCUUUGGUUUGGGUUCAAAUUCCUCCUUGGCCCCACUUAAUAGCCUUGUGACCUGGGACGAAUGACGCCUCUCUAGGUGUUCACGUUCCCCAUCUGGAAACUGGGCGGGCUGUAGUAAUCCCUCCUUCUCACAGCUGCUGGGAACAGUAUAGUCGAAAACGAAAGAUGUGUAAAGGCUUCAUUGGGCGUAGUUCCCGAAUCCCUGGGGCAGGGGCCCUCAGCGGGGACGCCAGCCUUGAACUAGAGCGCCCUGCGACUGCAGCUCACCCUCCAGCUACAAACCGUUCCCCUCCCCUUUCCCCGACCACACCAGGGGCGGGGCGGUUAAAUGUCUCAGUGACGUCAGCGCGCGCAGGACCAAUCCCCCUGCCCAGCAAACGUUUGCCGGUUUGUAUCCGUCGCCCGCCAUUGGUCCGUUGGGCAAUCCGGGCUGGCCCAGCCCUUUAAAGCCGCCGCGUACUAUAAACAAGGAGAUGCUGGGUGGCCGGGCCAUGAUGUCAUCGCAGCACAGCAGCUCUUGGGGCUGACGUCAUCUCCGGGAAGGUGGCCGGCCCAGCGCUGUUAGGGACAUCCUAAGAACUCGGCCGGCUUCAGAAGCCGCCCCUGCCCCGUCAGUGGUGCCUUUGCACUUCAGUGGCCCAGGCGGCGCUCCGUCCCCGAGGAGAGGACCAUGACGCAGUAAGUCUGGACUGCGGAUCUCCGGGCAGGACCCAUUUCUCAGGCAGGGAAACUGAGACUCAGAAGCGAAGUGGUUCGCGAGUUUGCAUAGCAUGUUCGAGUUGGAGCCGAUCGCUUUUGCCCACAUCGGGGUUUCCCCAUCUUUAGGCCAGGCCAUGUGGCCCAGCACCUUGCUUCUAACUAUCGCUGCGGUAACUUUAAGUGCGAAGGUGGGGGCGUGAAGGAGAUUUAAAAAAAAAAAAAUCUGCCUUUCAAGAUGGCGGCCCGUUAGUCACGUGCCCCGUAGCGGCGAGUGAUUGGCUCUCGGAGCCCUUGCGGGGCGGAGCUCUUGGCGCGGGGCGGGGUCGCCGCGGGCUCGCAGCCCGCUACUGUUUGCCGGAGCCUCCCGGCGCGCUCCCGCGAGCCCCCCUCCCACCCGGCGCGCGACCCCGCCGCUUCGAAUGUUGUGAAUCAAAUGUGAGGUUUGUUACAUUCCGCUAUCGCGGCGGACAGUUCUUAAAGGGCCAGCCGCCGGCAGCCGCGAAAACACGGCCGCGUCCUGCUGCGUCUCCCCCUCCCGCUUCCCGAGAGCCUGGGCCGAGAGAGGCGGACCGCGCGUGGGCCUCGCGAAGCAGACGCGGCCGGGCGGACAACAAAGAGAGAGGGCCCCGGAAGAAGCCGGGCUGCCCCCGGACCGGGGGGUGGGGAGGGGAGCACAUUGUUCCGCAGGGCGGGGGCUCUUAAAGGGUCCAGGCAGCCCCCCCCCCCGCCCCCCUGCCCAGCUUGACCGUCCUAGAACGGGAACAAAGGAGUCAACGUGUGGCCGGGCGGCCGAAGGGGUGUGAGCCCCAGCCCAGUCCCUCCACCCCCUGCCACCCCUGAUGCGACCAUGGGCAGUGACAGUGACUAGGUGGCCCCCCUCUGUACCUGUGGGUCAGCGACGAUUCUCCGCAGGGCCCAGCAGCACUUCAGGCCAGCUACGGCACAGCCCCGGCCGUGAGGGCCCCCUGGCCAGCCCACCUGCCCAGGAUGAGCGCUUACCCUCCCAGCAGCUGCCACCCCGACCAGCUCACCUCUCCAUAGAGGAGCGCCGAGCCUCGGCUCCUGCCGGCGGGAGCCCCCGAAUGCUGCACCCAGUCACCCAGCAGAGCCCGUUCAUGGUUGAUCUCCACGACCAGGUGCACCAGGGACCCGUCCCUCUGUCCUACACAGUCACCACCGUGACGACUCAAGGCUUCCCCUUGCCUGCGGGCCAGCACAUCCCUGGCUGCAGUGCCCAGCAGCUCCCAGCAUGCUCCGUGAUGUUCAGCGGACAGCACUACCCCCUCUGCUGCCUCCCACCCCCGCUGAUCCAGGCAUGCACCAUGCAGCAGCUCCCAGUGCCCUACCAGGCCUACCCCCAUCUCAUCUCCAGCGACCACUAUAUCCUGCACCCCCCGCCGCCGGCCCCACCCCCCCAGCCCGCCCACAUGGCGCCCCUUGGGCAGUUCGUGUCACUGCAGACCCAGCACCCGAGAAUGCCGUUGCAACGGCUUGACAGUGAUGUGGACCUGCGAGGGGACCAGCACCCCCUGGGGAGCUUCACCUACUCCGCCUCGGCCCCCGGCCCCAGUCUCUCCCCAUCUGUGCCCCUGCACUACCUGCCACACGAGCCGCUGCCCCAGGAGCUGCCCUUUGGCAUGCCAUAUUCCCACAUGAUGCCACGAAGACUGAACACUCAGAGAUACCGUCUGCAACAGCCGCUGCCGCCGCCGCCCCCACCACCGCCCCCACCACCUUAUUACCCCAGUUUCUUGCCCUACUUCCUCUCGAUGCUGCCAAUGUCUCCCACUGCAGUGGGGCCCACCAUCAGCCUGGAUCUCGAUGUGGAUGAUGUGGAGAUGGAGAACUAUGAGGCCCUCCUGAACCUGGCAGAGCGGCUGGGCGAUGCCAAGCCCCGUGGCCUCACCAAAGCCGACAUCGAGCAGCUCCCGUCCUACCGCUUCAACCCCGACAGCCAUCAGUCAGAGCAGACACUGUGUGUCGUCUGCUUCAGUGACUUCGAGGCACGGCAGCUGCUCCGGGUUCUCCCUUGCAACCAUGAGUUCCACACCAAGUGUGUCGACAAGUGGUUGAAGGCCAACCGGACGUGCCCCAUUUGCCGGGCUGAUGCCUCCGAGGUGCCCAGGGAGGCUGAGUGAGGCCCCGUAGCUGUCCGGGAGAGCCCUGCCCAAAGCUCUGGAAACUCGGGGGGGCAGGACCCCAGGAGGAUGGGAGGGAGUUCCCGAGCCUGCCCCGCCGUCUCCGCCUGCCUGUCCAGAGCUGGUGCCAGGGUCAGCCCCUCUGCAAGAUGCCCCUGCAAUAAGCCCCUGCAUUUGCCAAGCUCCAAAGACUCGUUCCCUGGCCUGCCUGCCUGCCUGCCCGCCACGGAGCUGUCUGAGUACCCUAACUCAGCGUCCAUCCUGUUUGCCUCGGGCCUGUCUCUUCCUUGUUGGCACUGGGAGCCAGUGUCCCUUCCCCCAGUGCAGCUAGUGGAGACCUUGGGUCCCAGUAUGGGCAAAGGGGCUCCCUCCUGGGUCACCUGGUCUCUUGCACUGAAGUGGCAUGCCCUCUGCCCAGGUGGCACUUGCAGGUGCUCGGGCAGGUGGGGCAUGAGACCAUUUUCUGAGCUCCAGGCUGGGUCCUCCCACCUUGUUCUCAGAUAGACUCAGGCAGCCAGCCUGCCCAAGCUGCUGUUCAGGGUGGGUCUGGCUCUGAGGGAACCCUCACCCUGGUCACAACAUGCCAGCACCCACCCCCAGGCUGGAGGGCACAGAGCUCGCCUAACCAGGAGAUAGGAGACAGGCCCUGAGCAGGCAGUGGGCAUCCUGAAGAGGGGUCAAGGCCACGCCAGAGAGUGAUCCCUCUGCUUCUGGUGGCUGCCCUCUGCACCAGUGUCUGGGCCUGACCCCUGCCCAAUCCUCUCCCUCUGUCGUUUUGCAUGAACGUGAGGAGCAGCAGUUUUCUCGUUUAUUCAUUUGGCCCAAAAUCGCGUGUAGGAUUUGGGGGUGUGGAUUUUAAAAACAAUUUUUUUUUCUUUUGGCUUAAUGGGGGGGUAUAGGAACCAUCCAGGACCGAGUGCCCCCCGGGCAGGGAUGCCCGCUGGCUCCACCUGGCCUGCGUGCAUGCGAGCGGCUGGGGCUGGACGGGGCGGGUGGGGGCCUGUGCUCAGCUGAUAACUGCCAUGCACUGUACUGCACACGUCCCCAGAGCCGACCGGGACAGUUCGCUUUUCAGGGCAUUUUCCCCUCCAGCCAGGGCCCACCUCCCUCCUGCCUGGGUGAGUCUCCUCCAGGGAUGUCCCCCGAGGGCAGAGACUUGGGAGGGUGUGGCCCCCUCUCCAGAGUGCCCUUUCCAGCCAGGGCCUUGCCCUGCAAGGCCUGGAGGGGACCCAUGUAGGGUCUGGCUGAGCUCCCCUACUCCCCGGUCCCGAUUCUCUAUCCCCAGCUGGGGUUGCUGCCCUGAACGAACCGCGUGUGGGGCCGGCACAUCCUAGCAGGCAGCCCCUGGCGCCUGCUGCCUCAGGGAUGCUCCAACCACCCUCGUUCUCCCCGCAGCUGCCCUGGCCCCUUGCCCCCACCCAGCCUGCCAUGGGGCACCAUCAGCCUGGCCCCACCCCCAAGGAGAACCCAAAGUCUUACUGUAUAUAACUCCAGGUGACAUUUCUAUAUUUAUAGCAGUGUUGAAAACCCACGUUUUACACAGAACCACCCGCCCUAACCCCCGUCCCUUCCCUACCCUGACAAAAGGUUUGCAGAACCCUUACAGUUCCUGGGGCAGGCGGAAACAGGCUCACGGAGUGUGUCGGCUGCAGCCAUGAUGCCAACGAGCAGCUAUUGGGGGGGGGGGGACACAACAUUUAAAAAAAAAUCAUUAAAAAAAAAGAUUUAUAAAACAAUUAUCUAGGAUGUUUGUGAUUUGCCGACCUUGCUAUAGAUGCCAUGUUACCAAUGAUUUCCUGUGGUGGGGGCUUGUCAUUGUUUACUCUUUGAUUUACCAACUUCUGGCCUAGGCAUGACCAUGGGCACCAUCCCCCAGCCCUGGCUGGGUCCAGCGCCUGUGUCUGUGUUAGAAAGGUUUUAUAUCUAUAUCUGUAGAGAUAUAGAUGGAUAAUUACAUAUGUGUGUAUAUAUAUAUAUGUGUGUGUAUAUAUAUAUAUAUAUGUAAUUUGGGGGGCCCUGUUCCUUGCACAUUUUACAGUUACCUCAUUUUUCCCAUGUAUGUAUUUGAGAAAAUGCUAAUAUAUAGAGAAAAAAAAGGUUCUUAAAGCUUAAAUGUGUGUUUUUUUCAUUCCAUUGGAUUCACAUUGGUUUGUAGCAUUUAACAUAACUAGUAUGUUGUAUUAUAUAUAUGUGUAUACUGAUUGAAAUUUUUAACAGAUUUGUACUUUUUUUAAAAUGAAAGUUGCUAGUUCUGCUUGACCAAGUAGUGCAAUCAUUAUUUUUUUUAAUAUUGUUGCUGAUUUCAGAGGGAUAUUCACUAAUAAAUGUAUGAUGUAUACCGAGUACUGCCCACACUGUCUUUGCCUGGCCUGUGUUCUUUUCGUGGGAAGUUCAGGGAGGGGUGGGGAUGAGGUAGGCAGGAAGGAUUGACCUUGACUGUAGAGGCUUAGGGGAAUCAGUGCCUCUUGUUCAAAAGGGGUCUGUUUGGCCAGUUCAGUGAUUGUUUUUUCCAGGCCAUCUGUUUCACACAGGAAUUGGGGCAAGAUUCUGUUCUCACCUUCCACGCAGGAGACCCAGGUUUGAUUCUUGGCCAAUGCACCUCAUGUGUAGUCACCACCUAUCUUCAGUGGAGGCUUGCAUAUUGCUAUGAUGCUGAACAGGUUUCAGUGGAGCUUCCAGAGUAAGAUGGACUAGGAAGAAAGGCCUGGCAACCUACUUUUGAAAAUCAGCCAGUGAAAACCCUAUGGAUCACAACAGUCCAAUCUGCAGCCUAUCAUGGGGGUAGUGCAGGACCAGGCAGUGUUUCAUUCUGUUGGUGAGUGGUAGGAUGCCAUUUCUGUUUUUUGAGGCAGAAGUCACUGGUCUCCUGCAGUUUCUUCUAGAGUUAGGCUCUGCUUCAAGCCUGAGGAGGAACCUUCAUGAUAGAACUUUGUUUUUAGGCAGCUGGCUGUGUGGCAGCCCUUGGUAACUCUAGCUCAGUUUCCUCUAAAGUAGCAUUAUCUUCAGGGGAAAACUAUUUCCCCCUCAGGAAUUCUAACAGAGUUUCUGGGAUUGAGUCUUGGUAGACCAAUUUGUCCACCCCUGCAUGACUACCCUUAGGGGGAUGGAUGCCAUCACUGGCCAGGCCUACGUUACAUACCCACCCACAGCCCCCUGACGCUGCACAAACUUGCGCCCCUCAUCUCAGGCUUAGUGAGGAUGAAGGGCCCAAGGGCCACCAACAGGGCCAGACUGGUGAUGUAGCUGCAUUCGUCUUAGUCACGAGGGUGUUUGGUGCUGCAGGAACAUCAGCUGGUUUGCUAGUGUGUCAUAAAGCAACAUCUGCAGCAGGAGCAGCGGGCGUGGGUCAAGAUGCCUGGGACCUUGGGUCUGUGGUGCCACUAGCUAGCCUUGGGCAAGGCACUUCUCUGUCAGCCUUUGGGUCAUCUGCAAGAUAGGGAACAGGAUUAGUCAACUGGUUCCUUAAGUGUGCUUCAGAGAAAGUCCUGUGGAAGCAAAAUGGGUUCUGUGCCGAAGAGGCGCUGUGGUCAGGUAAGUUUGACAACUCAUGUUGAAAGUACCCAGGGGCUUAUGUUGCAGGCCUUUUCCUAGAGCCUUGACUGUGCUGAUGUGCAUUGUAAACUUCCCCAGAGUGGCUAUUGAGGGAAGCAUUGCCUGCAUUUGGCUUGUGUGGCCACCUGGGGGCUCUAGUUCCGUUCCUGGGCACACAGGGACUAGACUAGUGGCAAUAACUGAAUUCCUGGAGCCCUAGAGGUCUGAGAAAAAUGUAAGGUAUGGUAGUUGUAGAGCUCUUUUCAGUAUUUCAAAAAGCCUAUGGGAAAGAAAAAUCAUAUGUACGUAUCAAUCGACAUCAAAAAACCGUUUGGCUAUGAGCCACGCAUCAUUGCAAACUUUCUAGUAGCCACAUCAAACAGUAAAAGGAAACCAGUGAAAUUAAUUUUAAUAAUAUAGUUUAUUUAACCCAAUAUAUGCAAACAUUACUUCAACAUGCAAUUUUUUUUUUUUUUUGGUCUUUAAAAUCUUACGUGUGUAAUACAGGGGAGGUCAGCACAACUGGACUAAACCAAAAGCAAAGAAUUUUCCUGAAUAAACUGAAUGCUUCGAAGUCCGCUGUAGCAGGAGCAGGGGUUUGGGGACCAUGAUUUCAGGGAAUAUCUACGUCAAUUGGCAUAAUAAAAUCUAUUAAGAAAACAUUCUGCAUCCCACUUUGAAGAGUGGCGUCUGGGGUCUUCAACGCUAGCAAGCAGCCAUCUAAGAGGCAUCGAUUGGUCUCAACCCACCUGGAUCAAAGGAGAAUGAAGAAAACCAAGGACACAAGGUAAUUAUGAGCCCAAGAGACAGAAAGGGCCACAUGAACCAGAGACUACAUCAGCUUGAGACCAGAAGAACCAUCUAGUGCCCGACCACAACCACUGACUGCCCUGACAGGAAACACAGCAGAGAACCCCUGACGGAGCAGGAGAGCAGUGGGAUGCAGACUGCAAAUUCUCAUAAAAAGACCAGACUUAAUGGUCUUACUGAGACUGGAAGGACCCCAGUGGUCAUCGCCCGCAGGCCUUCUGUUGGCCCAGGACAGGAACCAUUCCUGAACCCAACUCUUAAGACAUGGGUUGGAGAGGGAUGCUGGUGAGGAGUGAGCUUCUUGGAUCAGGUGGACACUUGAGACUAUGUUGGCAUCUCCUGCCUGGAGGGGAGAUGAGAGAGUAGAGGGGGUUAGAAGCUGGCGAAAUGGACACAAAAAGAGAGAGUGGAGGGAGAGAGCAGGCCGUCUAAUUAGGGGGAGAGUAAUUGGGAGUGUGUAGCAAGGUGUAUAAGUUUUUAUGUGAGAGACUGACUUGAUUUGUAAACUUUCACUUAAAGCACGAUAAAAAUUAUUAAAAAAAAAAAAACCCCAUUUGGCAAAA
Molecule: messenger RNA, 13269 nt
Organism: Loxodonta africana (African savanna elephant)
Lineage: Eukaryota; Metazoa; Chordata; Mammalia; Proboscidea; Elephantidae
Gene: RNF44
Product: ring finger protein 44
Exons: 11
Coding region: 7067-8365 (432 amino acids)
Biological process (GO): protein ubiquitination
Molecular function (GO): ubiquitin protein ligase activity
Source: RefSeq, a predicted model, not a curated record